Vicia villosa (hairy vetch) is the source of this 525-nucleotide messenger RNA. RefSeq lists its product as uncharacterized. The record is from RefSeq and is a predicted model, not a curated record. NCBI's taxonomy places the organism in Eukaryota, Viridiplantae, Streptophyta, Magnoliopsida, Fabales, Fabaceae. The coding region runs from base 1 to 525 and encodes 174 amino acids. The transcript has 3 exons.
AUGGCUAGAGGAAGAAAUAAUGAUGCUAUUGCUCAGACUUUGGAAGCAAUGGCUCAAGAUAUGUUUGGGGAAAUGGUGAAGUUUUGUCCACACUACAAUAGUGCAGAAGUUGAAGGGUCUAAGUGUAUCAAAUUUGAGAAUGACUUGCAUCUGGAGAUUAAGCUGGGUAUUGGAUAUCAUGAUAUUCGCCAAUUUCAGGUGUUGAGGGAGAAAAAGCUUUAUACCAAGUUGUCGAAAUGUGAAUUUUGGUUGAAGGAAGUGAGUUUCCUUGGCCAUGUGAUUUUGAGUGGUGGAAUUUCGGUAUAUCCUUCUAAAUUUGUUGAUGUGUUGCAAUGGGAGACUCCGAAGUCUGCUACUGAGAUACGAAGUUUUCUUGAUUUAGCAGGUUAUUAUCAUAGGUUUAUUGAAGGUUUCUCUAAGUUGGCUUUACAUUUGACUCGGUUGAAUCGAAAGGGUCAAGCGUAUGUGUGUGAAGGUUUCUCUUUGGCUCCAAGUUUGAAGUGUUCAGUGAUCGCAAGAGUUUAA